AUGGUCCGGGUGGGAUCACAGAUGAAGUAUCUGGGACUCACCAUCGACAGCCAGUGGACGUUCGAGCCGCACUUCGACUCACUGAUCCCGAAGGUGUCAGCGGCUGCCAAUGCCCUGUGCGGCCUACCACCGAACAUCGGCGGGGCCGGAGACGCGGUGCGCCGACUUUACGAGGGGGUCGUUCGGUCACGAGUGAUGUACGGGGCCCCAGUAUGGGCGGACGACCUGAUGGCAAGCCGUCGCAGCAUUCUGCUCCUGAGAAGGCUGCACAGAAUGACCGCCAUCAGAAUCAUUAGGGGAUACCGGACGGUGUCGCACGCGUCGGCGUCCACCCUAGCCGCGCCCCCCCCCCCCCCCGUGGGAGCUGCGGGCGCUGGCGCUCAAAAAGAGAUACACCCGCCGGAGAGAAUGGCACCCGGGAGAAGACCCCACCGAGCAGGCGGCUCCAAACGACACAGGAACCGCCGAGGAGGACACAUGGAACCUGUGGCGAUCCCAACUGAUCAACGGGAGAAGCGAACACCAAGGCGCGGAUGCGGUCCUACCAAACUGGGGGGCAUGGAGUAG
Bombus huntii is the source of this 567-nucleotide messenger RNA. RefSeq lists its product as uncharacterized. The coding region runs from base 1 to 567 and encodes 188 amino acids. The record is from RefSeq and is a predicted model, not a curated record. Lineage: Eukaryota; Metazoa; Arthropoda; Insecta; Hymenoptera; Apidae. The transcript has a single exon.